AACUGAACCACCAAUUGGCGAAGAGAGAGAACACAACACAAUACAGUAGCCUCAUCUUCCAACUCGAAACCACGCUCUACUCAGUGUUUUGUGUCUCCUUGCCCUUCCCCCUUUCUCUGCUAAGUGCUAACAGACUCAGAGAGAGUUAAGCGAAGCGGCUAAGGUUAAAAAGGGAACCUCAAUCUCUACCGUCUACAGCUAGCAGAAGUUCAUCAACAAAGGUCAUAUCAAUUAUCGUAUAUUAGAUGGCCAUAACACCUUUUGGUAGUACAUCUGCUGCACAAUGGGGAAUUCGUCCUCAGCUAUUACUAAGAUCCAGCAUGACAGGCAAGGUUGCAUCAUCUAGCCACAAUGUUACAAGCAGGGUAAGCUUUAUGGUUGCCCCAAGUUCAAGCUUUUUGUCUGGGGAUUCCUUCCAUACACUAUUAAAUGUGGGUUCGUCUCAAACUUUGCACCGUCGCAAGGGAUCAAGGUUGAUUGUUAGAGCAGAUACAGAUUAUUAUUCUGUCCUUGGGGUUUCAAGAAAUUCUAGUAAAUCUGAAAUUAAGAGUGCUUAUCGGAAGCUUGCCCGGAAUUAUCAUCCGGAUGUGAACAAAGAACCUGAUGCAGAAAAGAAAUUUAAGGAAAUCAGCAAUGCAUAUGAGGUCUUAUCAGAUGAUGAGAAACGAUCCAUAUAUGACAGAUUUGGAGAGGCUGGACUUAAAGGUUCUGGAAUGGGCAUGGGAGAUUUCAGCAAUCCUUUUGAUCUAUUUGAGUCACUGUUUGAGGGGAUGAAUCGUGGUGCAAGUUCAAGAGGUUCUUGGAAUGGAGCAGUUGAGGGUGAAGAUGAGUAUUACAGUCUUGUUUUGAACUUUAAAGAAGCAGUUUUUGGUGUAGAAAAAGAGAUAGAAAUAAGGCGAUUAGAGAGCUGUGGAACUUGCAAUGGUUCAGGUGCUAAACCAGGGACUACACCAUCCAGAUGUAGCACUUGUGGAGGUCAAGGUCGGGUUGUCACAUCAACAAGAACUCCGUUAGGCAUCUUCCAGCAGUCAAUGACGUGCUCUUCAUGCAAUGGGACUGGGGAAAUUUCAACACCUUGUAAUACAUGUUCUGGGGAUGGUCGAGUGAGGAAGACGAAGCGGAUAAGUCUGAAGGUCCCAGCUGGAGUGGACUCUGGUAGUCGUUUAAGGGUAAAAAAUGAAGGAAAUGCUGGAAGGCGAGGGGGUCCUCCUGGCGACCUCUUUGUUGUUAUUGAGGUUAUCCCAGAUCCUGUCCUCAAACGAGAUGACACCAACAUUUUAUACACAUGCAAGGUUUCUUACAUUGAUGCAAUCUUAGGGACUACAAUUAAGGUUCCUACUGUAGACGGAAUGGUAGAUUUGAAAAUUCCAGCUGGGACCCAACCGAACACAACACUUGUUAUGGCUAAGAAAGGUGUUCCCCUGCUGAAUAAAAACAAUAUGAGAGGUGAUCAAUUGGUUCGUGUGCAGGUUGAAAUCCCUAAAAGACUGAGCAGUGAUGAGAGAAAGCUUAUUGAGGAACUUGCUGAUUUAAGCAAAGGCAAGACUGCCACCGGUCGGAGAUAAUAUUUUGUGGGAACCUGUGUCUCUAUCUAUGUAUUUCUACCCUCGCAAGUAUUCUCCUUUCAUGGAUGCAUCGUUCUUGAUUACACACUUAAGAAGAACUCAGCAGCUAUUGAACUCUGAGAGGGGUGAAAAAUGUGUUGAUAUAUGUUAGUUUAUUUGUCCUUUGAAACACAGGCGGAGAGAACGCAGAAGAAAGUUGAGAUCUUUUUCUUCACUGGAACUUAUACGCUUCUUGUAAUUUAUUUUUGGGAUGGGGUGAUAUUGAAUUAUACUUUAGGUUCAAUGCUAUUUCAAUUUCCAUAAAUGUGGUCGUUUAAGACAAAACCUGAUUAUUAUUAUGUACACAAUUAUCAUACAGAAACAUUAUUUUUUCCUUGUUACUGGAUUUGGA
This is a messenger RNA of Gastrolobium bilobum, 1956 nucleotides long. Its product is annotated as chaperone protein dnaJ A6, chloroplastic-like. The transcript is spliced from 8 exons. Gene Ontology annotation, biological process: protein refolding; response to heat. The record is from RefSeq and is a predicted model, not a curated record. Gene Ontology annotation, cellular component: cytoplasm. Gene Ontology annotation, molecular function: ATP binding; heat shock protein binding. Bases 246 to 1565 code for a protein of 439 amino acids. NCBI's taxonomy places the organism in Eukaryota, Viridiplantae, Streptophyta, Magnoliopsida, Fabales, Fabaceae.